This is a messenger RNA of Mercenaria mercenaria, 4143 nucleotides long. Its product is annotated as multiple inositol polyphosphate phosphatase 1-like. The record is from RefSeq and is a predicted model, not a curated record. Gene Ontology annotation, molecular function: acid phosphatase activity; inositol phosphate phosphatase activity. Bases 151 to 1512 code for a protein of 453 amino acids. The transcript has 4 exons. Lineage: Eukaryota; Metazoa; Mollusca; Bivalvia; Venerida; Veneridae.
UGUUUUGAGUUACAGUAAGUCAAUCAGAUAUAAAAUAUCUCGAGCAACGAUUUUACCAACACAUUUUCAACUUGAUAUCUUUCAUGGCUUAUUUCAUUAAAUUGUAUCAUAUAGAUAUUUUAUUUGUGUAGUUUUGUGCAUCAAUCCAAGAUGGCAGCGUCCAUGGGGAAGUUUGUUUUCUUUUUUUUCAUUUACUUUUCUUCGGUUUUCUUAGUAAUUUCGGGAUCUUUUCGAAAGGAUAUAUAUUCAACGAAAACAGCUUACUCGUGGGUCUACGAUACGAACAAAAAUGUUGAUCUAAAUGAACAGAUGAGCACGAAAUUCGGGAAUAAAACUUGUGCUGCUGUAAAUGUUCAAGCUUUUCUCAGACACGGUGCAAGAUACCCUGGAUACAAAGACAUUAGAAAGAUGACUGCUCUUCACGAAAAGCUUAAACUUACAGUUAAAAGUCCAGAAUACCCUUUCUUAAGAAAAUGGGAGAAUGACUUUCCUGAAAGUGAAGAAAAACAAUUGGUUGAUGAGGGUGAAGAAGAGCAAUAUUUGCUUGGGCAGAGAUUUGGCAAACGUUUAUUGCAGCUUUAUGGAGAUAGCAUGAAAAAUGUAAAAUUUAUAUCUUCAAGCAAGGAUCGUUGUACAGAGAGUGCUCUUUCAUUCUAUGAAGGAUUGACUGAAAUAGUGUUACAUGAAGCCUUUGACGAUCUCAAGCCUAUAAUUAAUGACGAAAUUCUAAGGUUUCAUACAAAGUGUGGUAAAUUUAUUGAGGAGGUUGAAAAUGACAGAUCACAUAUGAAAUUUCACAAAAAGUUUAAGAUAAGUAGUGAAAUGAACAAUGUUGUAGACAGAGUACGAAAAAGAUUAGGGGUUGAACAUGCAACACUUAAUGCAGGUGAACUGAAACUGAUUUAUUUCUGGUGCACCUUUGAGAUGAUCAUCUUAGAAAAAGAUGACUGGUGUCAUCUUCUCACCGAUGAAGAUAGAGAGGUCAUAGAAUAUCACAAUGAUUUGAAGCAAUAUUGGAAGAAAGCAUAUGGACAUCCUGUGAUUGCAGAAAUGGCCUGUCCAUUGAUGACAGAAAUAUUUGGUGCACUUGAUAAAGUCAUAGCAAGUCAACUAAAUAACAGGAAUCAGAGAGGAAAUGUUGCAACCUUCUAUUUCGGUCACACAGAGAGUUUAGCACCCCUGUAUGCUGCCUUGGGUCUGUUCAAUGACACAUCACCUCUUCUAGACUCCAAUUUUCAUGAAAUGAAAGAUAGAGUGUUCAAAUCCAGUAGAAUUCUUCCAUUUUCUGCAAAUAUUGCCAUGGUGCUAUAUAAAUGUGAUUACGAAACUGAACCAGAACCGAGUGUUAAUGAUUUUGUGUUACGCUUUUAUGUGAAUGAAGAGCCUGUUAUCGUUCCAGCAUGUGGGGACUAUGUUUGUAGUUACAGUAAAGUUAGAGAUAUGUAUACCCAUCAUGUUGAUCGGUGUGAUUUUGAAAAUGUCUGCAGAACUAAGGUACAUGAUGAAUUGUGAUGUAAUGUAACAUGUACCUCUUUACAAAAUUUUGCAUUUUUUCCAGAGACAUAUACAAUAAUCUUACAUAUUUUUGAGGUUGAAGCAUAUAUUCAAUAGCCUGUAUAACAAUACCCUCUGAAUAUAUUGCAGGCCCGAUAAAAAUCUUUUUUAAACCAAUGAUUGUGAUGCCACUUUGUACAAGACACAAAUUCUUAACAAUGUCUGUAUAGCUGUGAACUAAAAGAGACUGAAUCUGUACAUCUAUUUCUUUGAGUUGAUGCCAUAAUUUCUAAAACUAUUUUACACAUAUUUAUUUACAAUGAUAAAAUAAUUUUAAUUUUAUUAUGUUUGUAUGUCAUGAUUAUAUUUGCAUUUAUUUUAUUACCAGUGCUAUUAAGAAGUAACAGCUAUGCAUUAUAUUCUCAUAAUUUAUACUAAAACUAAAAAUCAUUUUCAAAUGUAUUUAAAUUACCUCUGCAAUACAUAUUUGUGAUAUACAUAACAUGUCUCUAGUGUAUGAUACAUGUAUAUUCAUAGGUACAAUUUUUAGCUUGACUGUUCUGACAGGUAAAUAAAAUUAUUAUUUUCUUUAAAUGAUCCAACAAAUUAAAGUUGAAAAGAUGUUGGUUUGGUAUUUUGAACAGUUAUCUAUAUGUAAAUAAUAAAACUGGUAAAGCUGAAAGUUUGCUUUUAGCUGACCUGAGCAUGAUGAGCUAUUGUGAUCACGCUGUAUCCAUCUUCCAUCCUUGUGUGACCUUCUACCAAGAUUGUUCAAAUGAUUUAGAUUUGUCUUAAAACAUGGCAGUCACUUUUUAGCUCGACUAUUCGAAGAAUAGGGGAGCUAGCCUACUCGCGUCGGCGUUAGCAUGAGCGUCACACAAAUGUUAAAGUUUGCGUCCCACCCCAAAUAUUUUCAAAGUCCAUUGAGAUAUUGCUUUCAUAUUUUGCAUACUUGUUUACCAUCAUGACCCCAGUCUGUGUAAAGGAGGAGGCAACUGUCAAGCAUUUUCGCUGAAUUAUGGCCCCUUUUCGACUUAGAAUAAGCUUAUUGUAAUGUUAAAGUUUGCGUACCACCCCAAAUAUUUUCAAAGUCCAUUGAGAUAUUGCUUUCAUAUUUUGCAUACUUGUUUACCAUCAUGACCCCAGUCUGUAAAAAGGAGGAGGCAACUCUAUCAAGCAUUUUGACUGAAUUAUGGCCCCUUUUCGACUUAGAAUAUGCUUAUUGUAAUGUUAAAGUUUUACUCAUAGCUUAUAUUAUACUAUCAAGCACUGAGAAUAGUCGAGCGCGCUGUCCACUGACAGCUCUUGUUCCCUAUAUGUUUUUAUUGGAAAAUUUAACAAUGUUCUAGUCAGAAACAGCAGGCCCAAUUUUAAAACAAUUUUACACAGAUAUUUUUUGGAUAUUUGGUGCAUGAUAUCAGGGUUUUACUGUCUACUGUAAUUGUUCAAAUUGUUGCCCUAGGUCUAAAACUAGCCAUGCCCAUGUGAGUGACAUGUAUAUAUAUAUAUAUAUAUAUAUAUAUAUAUAUAUAUAUGUGUGUGUGUAUGUGUGUGUGUAUAUAUAUAUAUAUAGGCAGAUGCAAAAGAAACUGUGAAUAUCUUCUUCUCUGGAACCAUAAGAGCUAGAGCCUUGAUAUUUAUAUAAAUCUAACUCUGUAUUUGUACCAUUACCUUAUACCCUUUUACACAGUUGAGUGCUUUAUGGUGAAUGACCCUCUUGUUUAGAUUUUCUGGUUUCUGUCAUUUUUGGUUUGACAUUUUAUCAAAUAAGAUUGUAUUAGUGUUUCUUUAAAAUAAAAUUGCUGAAUAAAUUCUUGUGCUUAAUGAUGAAAAAAGAUACCCAAAGUCACCAAUAUAUAGAAUCAGUAUUUUUAAAUGUUGGCCAGUGAUAUGCAUUUUUAUAUCCCCUCAAAAGAAGUUUGGGGGUAUAUAGGAGUGAGCUUGUUGGUCCGUUGGUUUUUGUGGUUUCCGUACAAUAACUAAUGAAUGGCUAGAUAGAUUUAAAUACACAGGUGUAACAUCAUAAAAUACAGGACAAGUUUGACUUUGAGGUCAGUAGGUAAAGGUCACAAUGACCCGAAACAGUUAAACAGUUUCCGCAUGAUAGCUUGAGAACGUUUGGGCCAAGAAUCAUAAAUUUUGGUACACAGGUAUAACAUCAUAAAAUACAGGUCAAGUUAGACUUCGAGGUCAUUAGGGGCCUAGGAUCAUGAAAGUUGAUAGGAAGGUUGGUCAUGACCUGCAGAUAACACCUAUUGAUUUUGAGGUUCGACUUUGACAUUGGCUUACUUUUGUGACAAGGCCGUAUUGUGGGGGUAUAAUUCGUCACUCCUGUGACAGCUGUAGUUUUAUGACUGAUGCUUAUCAAAACAUGUACAUGACCAAUUCUUCAUUAUCUUUCGAAUCUCAGACUUUUGUUGUAUUGGGCACAUUUUGUUUAUGUUUUUGACAGCAGUGAAUAUGGAAGUUAUUUCUGUUAACAUAAUAAUAAUUGUAUUUACCAUUUUAUUUAAUGUUGUAGAAUUAUAAUACUCAUUAUGUAUGUGCAUAGAAUGUAUUCAACAACUGAAGUGUAAAAAAUGAAUGAAUAUUAUGAAAUUCAGUGUCCAUUAGUAAUCAAAACUUUUUAUAUUUAUUUUGAUUUUUAAA